AUGAGCUCCCCAAAGUUUGUGCUGUCCUCCCUGGACGCUAUUGCGACGUCGAAAGACGCCCAGCGGAACAAGCAGCUCGCCGAGUCGGCCCAAAAGGCGCUCGAUGCCAUCAAGGAGCAGGAAACCCUCCCGGACCCCGACGUUCUCUUCGCGCCGCUGCAGCUUGCCACAAAGUCCAACAACCCGCAGCUCACGACCACAGCCCUCGAUUGCAUCGGGAAGCUCAUAUCGUAUUCCUACUUUUCCAUACCAAGCACCGACGGCGAUGCUGCCCCGGACGCCCCCGAGGGCCCGGACGGCGCCGAGCCCGCGUCGCCGCUCAUCGAGCGCGCCAUCGAUACCAUAUGCGACUGCUUUCAGGGGGAAACAACGGCGGUCGAGAUCCAGUUGCAGAUCGUCAAGUCUCUUCUGGCAGCCGUCUUGAAUGAUAAGAUUGUCGUCCACGGCGCCGGCCUCCUCAAAGCCGUCCGCCAGGUCUACAACGUCUUCCUCCUGUCGCGGAGCACUGCCAACCAGCAGAUAGCCCAAGGCACGCUGACCCAGAUGGUGGGAACGGUCUUCGAACGAGUCAAGACCAGAUUGCUCAUGAAAGAAGCGAGAGUGAACCUGGGAGGCCUCAAGCACAGCUCGGGCAACGUGACGUUUGACAAUUCCGAGCUUGCCAAUGGCGACCCAUCCGACCCCGACGAAGACGAUUCCGCCACCCCCCAGGAAGAGUCAACCCCCUCCGAGCCGGAACCCAAUGGUGCCAAGCUUACAUUGAAGGAUCUUGAGCAUCGAAAGAGCUUCGAUGAUUCUAAUCUUGGCGAUGGACCGACCAUGGUCUCAAGGGUGACACCCGCGAAUAAGGCUGAUGCAGACACCCCCGUGUCUGGCCAAUCGAUGCCCGAGUUGUCCACCGAGGAAGACAGCGACCUGCUGGAUGCCGAAGAUGAGGUCUACAUCCGCGAUGCCUAUCUCGUCUUCCGUUCUUUCUGCAACUUGUCCACCAAGGUCUUGGCUCCAGACCAACUUUACGACCUCCGAGGCCAGCCCAUGCGCUCGAAGCUGAUAUCUCUCCACCUUAUCCAUACCGUUCUCAACAACAACAUUUCCGUCUUCACCUCCCCCCUUUGCACCAUCAAGAGCUCUAAAAGCAACGAACCCACGUCGUUUCUGCAGGCCAUCAAGUUCUACCUCUGUCUCAGCAUCACACGAAAUGGCGCCAGCUCCUCUGUGGACAACAUCUUUCAAACAAUCGUCGAGGAUCUUUCCAAGUUCUCCACCGCACCGGUGGCAAUCACAUCCGUCCACGAGCAGGUGUACGAAGAACAGCGAGCAAGAGUGCCGGCAGCCAGCGAGUGGCAGCUCAAAGGCAUCUUGCCCCCACCGCUCACCGUCAUCCACAUCGUGCCUCAGCAGGAGAGCGAACCAGACUUUCCCAAAGAAUACGCCAUGAAGCGCCUGUCGUUGGAAGCCCUGGUCGAGGCUCUGAGAUCUCUUGUGAACUGGUCAGCUUCGGUGCGAACCGACAGCGGCGAGGCGCCAAACGCCGACGGCGACAACAAGCCCUCUUUGGACGAACUUCGACCGUCGAUUGACCCUGCGGUGAGCGACAGCGCCUCUCGCUUGGAGACGCCGAUGCCCCCAUCGACGCCCGUCAUGGACGACGACCCGGAUCAUCUGGAGAAAGGAAAGGCGCGCAAGACUGCGCUGAUAAAUGCCAUCAGGCAGUUCAACUUCAAGCCAAAUCGAGGCAUCAAACUGUUCUUGCGCGACGGUUUCAUUCCGAGCGACAGCCCCCAAGAUAUAGCAAAUUUUCUGCACAAGGAGGAUAAGCUUGACAAGACGCAGAUUGGCGAGUACCUGGGCGAGGGAGACCAGACGAACAUCGACAUCAUGCAUGCCUUUGUCGACUCCAUGGAGUUCACCCGGAAGCGCUUUGUUGACGCCCUCAGGCAGUUCCUGCAGUCGUUUCGACUUCCUGGAGAAGCCCAAAAGAUCGAUCGCUUCAUGCUGAAGUUUGCCGAACGUUAUGUCUUGGGAAAUCCCAAUGCCUUUGCCAACGCAGACACGGCCUAUGUACUGGCUUACUCCGUCAUCAUGCUCAACACAGAUCAACACAGCAGCAAGGUGGCGAAGAGGAUGAGCAAAGAGGAGUUCAUCAAGAACAACCGAGGCAUCAACGACAAUGCCGACCUCCCAGACGAGUACCUGAUUGGAAUAUUCGAGGAGAUCGCCAGCAAUGAGAUCGUGCUCACCAGCGAGCGCGAGGCCGCAGCCGCAGCCGGUACACCGGCCCCUCAAGCUACGGGCAUCGCCGCCGGCCUCGGCCAGGCGCUUUCGAAUGUCGGGCGAGAUUUGCAGCGCGAAGCCUAUGUACAGCAGUCGGAGGAGAUUUCGUUGCGAUCCGAGCAACUGUUCAAGAACCUGUUCAAAAGCCAACAUCGCAAUGCCACCAAGGCUGGACUUAAGUUCAUUCCGGCGGCAUCUUUCAAGCACGUCGGCUCUAUGUUUGACGUCACCUGGAUGUCCUUUUUUUCCGCUCUGUCAAGCCAGAUGCAGAAGGCACACAACAUCGAAGUAAAUAAGUUGUGUCUCGAAGGGAUGAAGUUGGCCACCAAUAUUGCCUGCUUGUUCGAGUUGUCGACACCAAGGGAGGCUUUCAUCUCGGCCCUGAGAAACACGACCAACCUGAACAACCCGCAAGACAUGAUGGCGAAGAACAUCGAAGCCCUGAAGGUCAUCCUAGAGCUCGGCCAAACCGGAGGCAACCUGCUCCAGGAAUCGUGGAAGGACAUUCUCAUGUGCAUCAGCCAGCUAGACCGGUUGCAGCUGAUUACAGGCGGCGUUGAUGAGAGCGCGGUUCCUGAUGUUUCCCAGGCACGAUUCAUACCCCCACCGCGAUCGGACACGUCCGAGUCGAGGUCAUCCACACAAUCUCGGCAGAAACCGCGGCAGAGAGCCGGCACGGGGCCCAAAGGCUUUUCAAACGAGGUCGCCAUAGAGUUUCGAUCCGACGAGUUCACCCGCAGCGUCGACCGCAUCUUCUCGAACACGGCGAACCUAUCUGGUGAAGCCAUGGUUAGCUUCGCCAAAGCGCUCACGGAAGUUAGCUGGGAUGAGAUCAAGGUCUCUGGCUCCAACGACUCUCCUCGAACCUACAGUCUGCAAAAGAUUGUCGAAAUCAGUUACUACAACAUGAAUCGUGUUAGGUUCGAAUGGACCAACAUCUGGGAUGUCCUCGGCGAGCAUUUCAACCAGGUCGGGUGCCACAACAACAUGAACAUCGUUUUCUUCGCCUUGGAUUCCCUCCGGCAGCUCUCCAUGCGUUUCAUGGAGAUUGAGGAACUGGCGGGUUUCAAGUUCCAGAAGGACUUCUUGAAGCCAUUCGAACACAUACUGGCCAACUCUCACAACACCACCGUCAAGGAUUUGGUUCUGCGCUGCCUCAUCCAGAUGAUUCAAGCUCGGGGGGAUAAUAUCCGUUCCGGGUGGCGGACCAUGUUCGGCGUCUUCACGGUUGCCGCACGAGAGACGCACGAGAGCAUCGUGAGCCUUGCUUACGAGAACGUGAACCUUGUGUACAAGACCAAGUUUGGUGUCGUUAUUUCCCAAGGAGCUUUCACAGACUUGAUCGUCUGCUUGACCGAGUUUUCGAAGAACCUCAAGUUUCAGAAAAAGAGCCUCGCAGCUCUCGAGCUUCUGAAAUCAAUCAUUCCCACGAUGUUGAAGACGCCAGAAUGCCCGUUGUCAAAUCUGCCGAAAAGGAGAGCGUCGACGAUGGAUUCGAAGAACGAGGCCGUGGACGGCCCGAAGCCAUCGCAGACCAAAACCUCUGUCGAAGAAGGCUUUUGGUUCCCUGUCCUGUUCGCUUUCCAUGAUGUCCUCAUGACGGGCGAGGACCUCGAAGUGCGAUCGAACGCAUUGGAAUACUUCUUCGCCACCCUUAUCAAGUUCGGUGGCGACUUCACACCCGACUUUUGGGACAUACUGUGGCGGCAACAACUGUAUCCAAUUUUCAUGGUUCUCAGGUCACGACCCGAAAUGUCGAAUGUGCUCAACCACGAGGAGUUGUCGGUUUGGUUGUCGACGACGAUGAUACAAGCGCUGCGCAACAUGAUCACGCUCUUCACACAUUACUUCGAUGCCCUCGAGUAUAUGCUGGACAGAUUUCUGGAGCUGCUUGCUCUCUGCAUCUGCCAAGAGAACGACACGAUAUCUCGGAUUGGCAGCAACUGCCUACAGCAGCUGAUCCUCAAGAACGUGACCAAGUUUACGGCAGAGCAUUGGGCCAAGGUCGUUGGGGCAUUCUGCGAACUAUUUGAACGGACGACGGCAUACCAACUAUUUACCGCAACGAACAUGGGCGCGAAUGCGACGUUGUCGCUGAAGUCGAAUGGCUUCGACUUUGCCACACCUCUGGCCUCGCCGGCGGACAUACAUCCUGUGGAUGAGAAGUCCUUGAAGAUCAACGGCACAGAAGGCAGCGUCGUGCUGCCGGAAGUCGACUAUGCGAAUCACCAGUCCACACCAAAGCCGACGGAUGACGAGUUACAUUCACCAACCGUACCCGGCGGUCAAGCUCUAGAAGAGUUCAAGCCAUCGUCUAACCUCCAGCAGCAGCCGGUCGUGGUAACGGCAGCGCGUCGACGAUUCUUCAAUCGCAUCAUUUCCCGCUGUGUGCUGCAGCUGCUCAUGAUUGAGACGGUCAACGAGCUCUUCAGCAAUGACACAGUAUACGCUCACAUCCCCUCGACGGAGCUUCUGCGACUCAUGGCUCUGCUGAAGCGCUCGUUCCAGUUCGCUCGCCGCUUCAACGAGGACAAGGAGCUCCGCAUGCGACUCUGGCGCGAGGGAUUCAUGAAGCAGCCGCCUAAUCUUCUCAAGCAGGAGAGUGGAUCCGCUGCCACCUACGUCUCCAUUCUUUUCAGGAUGUUUGCGGACACGGCGCCGGAAAGGCUGGGGAGCAGGCCUGACAUCGAGGCGGCACUGGUGCCGCUGUGCAAGGACAUUAUCAGCGGAUAUUCGAUGCUCGCGGAGGAAAGCCAGCAUCGGAAUAUCAUGGCCUGGCGACCGGUGGUGGUAGAUGUCCUUGAGGGCUACUCAACCUUCCCGGAGGAGGAAUUCAAGGCUCACAUCCCCGAAUUCUAUCCCCUUGCCGUUGAGCUCUUGACGAAGGAGCUCGGCCAGGACCUAAGGGGCGCGCUUCUGGCCGUUCUGCGACGUGUUGGUGAAGUUGGGUUGAAGAUCGAGGGGAUGACCAAGCCGGUAGAAAGGAAACGACGAAGCACUGUUGGCGAUAUCCCGGAGGAGGUGGCAAAUGACCACGAAGCAGCGGCGCGAAGGAUGUUGUAA
Molecule: messenger RNA, 5337 nt
Organism: Drechmeria coniospora
Lineage: Eukaryota; Fungi; Ascomycota; Sordariomycetes; Hypocreales; Ophiocordycipitaceae
Product: guanyl-nucleotide exchange factor
Exons: 2
Coding region: 1-5337 (1778 amino acids)
Biological process (GO): regulation of ARF protein signal transduction
Molecular function (GO): guanyl-nucleotide exchange factor activity
Source: RefSeq, a predicted model, not a curated record